AUGCAAGCCCACGAUGCAAUCGAUCAGGAAAAAGCCUUCUCUGCCGUCGUCAUCCACGCCAACGCCUCUACACUUCUUCGACAGGCUGUAGCCGCGGGAAAUUCCUCCUACGAUCUUUCCGGAGCAUGCCAGACCAUCUACGUCGAAGCCCGCGACCAAGUCGCCGUCGGCUCGCACAUUGUUCCCGAACUAGAGAGAUUCCUGACUUACGUGAUAUCCACCUUUGCCUGGUCCUGGGUUCCAGAAGCGAUGAACUCCACAAAUACCCCGACGACAAUUCCUCCGCAAGGGGCUUCUCCUGCUAUUGGCCUCACCACCAUCAACCUCCGCCGCUUCUCUCCAACAACCGUCAACCCCGGCUGUCACCGUCGCGCUCAUCUACCAGAUCAUCAUCGCGUUUUUCUCUUUCGCCUUCUUUCUGCCGACGCACUUUACACCGGCGUACAGUCUCAUCAGCAGCACGGUGCGGCCAUGGUGUCAAUGGUAUGGGACAGGCUGAGGCAGCAGCUGCGACCAGUCCUGCGUCCACGCAUGACAUGGAAAUACCUCCUGUGCGUUGGCCUGGCCACAUAUUCGGUCUGCUGGUUCCUGUUCGCCUCGCCUGUAUUCUCGUCGAAUUAUCUCCCUCCAUAUACGGGUCCUUAUUCGGUGGGUGCCAUAGAUCUCGAAAUCCCCACCGAACCACGAGUCAUCCAUGGUGCCAGAUUCAAGGAUUCGGGGCAUCCAGCUUUUCAGUUGGAAACCGUCCUUUUCACACUUUACUAUCCCUCAAGCAAAGGGGUCACCUCUUCCAAACCACAUCACCUCUGGGUUCCCCGGCCACUGGGGAUCGUCGCCACAGGAUAUGCCCGUUUCGCACGCAUAAGCAACUUCGUCACCAACACCAUCCUCACCUGGGGUAUGUGGGCUUGGGUGGGAGGCAUCAAGAUCCCCGCGCAAGUGGACGUGCCACUUCACGACUCUCCUGUUGUCCGGCAGUCCUUUGACCCUUUCAACUAUCCCGUUGAAAUCGACGAUGGGUUCCCGGUCAUGGUCUUCUCGCAUGGCAUGGCCAGUUCUCGGACACAGUACACGCAAUAUUGUGGAGAACUAGCGAGUCGAGGUCACGUCGUGGCUGCCAUUGAGCAUCGUGACGGCAGUGGACCGGGUUCGGUGAUCAUGCAGAACAAUAAAAAGAACAGAAACUUGCUCCAUUUCUCACUCGGCGAUGUUCAUCCUGAUUCUGGCCUGGACUCUGAGACGUUCAAGCAAGCACAGCUUGAUUUCCGCCAGGCAGAAGUCGAGGCAACGGUUCGUGUCCUCCGACAUAUCAACGAGGGCCGAGGGGGUCAGGUAUUCUCCAUGAAUUCCCGCCGUGAAGGUCAGGAUCUGCAUCUAUGGCAAGGCCGUCUUGCCAUGAACAACGCGACCGUGGGAGGACAUUCUUUCGGUGCGACUUUGGCGCUUCAAACAUUGAAGAACGGACCUUCAAACGCUCUCCCAUUCCAGGGCGCAGUGGUUCUUGACCCGGGCAAACGAAGCGGCCUUCUUAACCACGACGUCCAUGUUUCGACUCUGAUCAUCCAUUCCAACUCUUGGUCUAGUCGACAUUCAAUCUUCUUUGGCCGCCCGCACUUCGACGUUGUCAAGGAUGUCGUACAGGGUAUUUUGAAGAGAGGCAAAGAUGCAUGGUUCUUGACUUCCUUGGGUACAUCUCACCCAUCCGUGACGGAUGCGCCGUUGAUCGAGCCCUUGUUGCUCAGUUGGACCACCGGUUCAGCCAUCGACGCCCACGAAGGAGUAAAUCAAUAUGUCAAGGUGUCGGAGAAGUUCUUGCGUUAUCAGUCGACGGGAGAGAAGGCGGGCUUGUUGUCCGAAUGCGUCACUCACCCCGAGUAUAAUGCCGAAGACAAGAAUAGGACCGACAGCGGACCUCUGCCCCGCAAGUUUUGGAAAUACUGGCAAAUCCAUGUCGCUCCUCCAAGUUGUGGAUCCAAGGAGUUAGGGGACUAA
Rhinocladiella mackenziei CBS 650.93 is the source of this 1992-nucleotide messenger RNA. RefSeq lists its product as uncharacterized. The transcript has 7 exons. The record is from RefSeq and is a predicted model, not a curated record. Lineage: Eukaryota; Fungi; Ascomycota; Eurotiomycetes; Chaetothyriales; Herpotrichiellaceae. Bases 1 to 1992 code for a protein of 663 amino acids. Gene Ontology annotation, molecular function: 1-alkyl-2-acetylglycerophosphocholine esterase activity.